Acomys russatus (golden spiny mouse) is the source of this 768-nucleotide messenger RNA. RefSeq names its product CMRF35-like molecule 5. The record is from RefSeq and is a predicted model, not a curated record. Gene Ontology annotation, molecular function: transmembrane signaling receptor activity. The transcript has 4 exons. Gene Ontology annotation, cellular component: plasma membrane. NCBI's taxonomy places the organism in Eukaryota, Metazoa, Chordata, Mammalia, Rodentia, Muridae.
AUGGGUUUGUAUUUUCCAGGCUGCUCCACUGCUCAGAAUCCAAUCACAGGCCCAGAGGAGGUGGGAGGUCAGGAGCAGGGCUCCUUGACUGUGCAGUGCCGUUAUACCUCACCCUGGAGGAGUUACAGAAAGUACUGGUGCCGGGGACCUGACUGGAGUACAUGUGAGAUUCUCAUUCAAACUGAUGCAUCAGAGCAGGUGAAGAAGAACCGUGUGUCCAUCAUGGACGACCAGACAGACCUCAUCAUCACAGUGACCAUGGAGGAUCUGAGGAUGAGCGAUGCUGACGUUUACUGGUGCACAAUUGACAAAGUUGGAUAUGAUUACAAGUUUAAAGUUGUUGUGAACAUUGACCCAGCCCCAGAAGUUUCACCUAAAAUAAUGACAACUAUAGCCACAGUUCUGACAUCGACAUCACCAACCACAGAAAGCACUGGCAACCAAGGAGUGACCCCAACAAGCCCCCUCACCUGCUGACAGCUUCCUGUUUCCCUUGCUUUAUGCAGGUCCCUGAUGAGCAGCCUCUACUUCAAGCUCCUGGUCUUUCUGGAGUUGCCUGUGUUCCUGAGCAUGCUCAGUGCUGUCCUCUGGGUGAACAGGCCUCAGAGAUGCUGUGGGCGAGGUGAAGUUGGUCUGGAGGGACCUACCUCCAUCCUGCCCCUUGGAGAGGCCCCUAUCACACCAGAAGAGCCUGGAGAGACACAAGGAGGUGCCAUGGGUAUAGAGAUGCACCUUCCACUUGCAUCAGGACCCCUAGAGUUGCAGUGA